Molecule: messenger RNA, 1064 nt
Organism: Olea europaea var. sylvestris
Lineage: Eukaryota; Viridiplantae; Streptophyta; Magnoliopsida; Lamiales; Oleaceae
Product: tetraspanin-8-like
Exons: 2
Coding region: 99-893 (264 amino acids)
Biological process (GO): auxin-activated signaling pathway
Cellular component (GO): plasma membrane; plasmodesma
Source: RefSeq, a predicted model, not a curated record
AUCCCUUUAUUCUCACCAAAAUUUCUUCCCAUAAAUCCUUACCAAUCAAAAUUAUCAAGAACCCUCAACUUUUCCUUCAAAAAUCUUCAAUCUAAACCAUGGUACGCUUCAGUAACAGCUUAGUAGGCAUUCUCAACAUCAUCACGCUUCUUUUAUCAAUACCAAUAAUUGUUGCAGGCAUAUGGCUCUCAAGACAAGCCAGCUCAGAGUGUGAGAGGUUUCUUGAUACGCCAGUUAUAAUUUUAGGAGUCUUUAUUCUAGCCGUCUCUUUAGCUGGUAUAGUGGGUUCUUGCUGCAGAGUAUCAUGGCUUUUAUGGGUCUAUCUUUUGGUAAUGUUCUUGUUGAUUCUCUUGUUAUUAUCCUUCACAAUAUUUGCCUUUGUGGUUACAAAUAAAGGGGCUGGUGAAGCCUUGUCUGGUAGAGGGUACAAAGAGUACAGGCUUGGGGAUUAUUCAAAUUGGCUGCAGAAAAGGGUUAGAAGUGAUGAGAAUUGGAGAAAGAUUAGGAGUUGUUUGCAGGAUAGUAAGAUCUGUCAGAGGUUGCUUGAUACUGAAUCACCAACAGAUGUUCAAGACUUUUACAGAGAACACCUCUCUGCACUUCAGUCUGGUUGCUGUAAGCCAUCAAAUGACUGCAACUUCCAGUAUAUUAGCCCGACCAACUGGACUAGGACGUCAGCCUCGUCCUCAGCAAAUCCCGACUGCAGCGCCUGGAACAAUGAGCCAAAUACAUUGUGUUACAACUGCAACUCCUGCAAGGCCGGGCUGCUUGAUAACAUCAGGAGUGACUGGAAAAAGGUGGCUAUCAUCAAUAUCAUUAUCCUCGUUUUCCUUGUCAUUGUGUACUCUGUUGGAUGUUGCGCAUUUAGAAACAACAGAGAUGGAUGGAAGUGAUACUGACUAUGGAUGAGUAUCUUGAGGGUUUAAAAAUCUCUUCGAGUGCUAUGUUUUACUCUACCUGUGUUGCAUUAGCUUAGGUGUACAGGAUAUGUGGUUUCCUUGUUCAAAUCGAAUAAUUAGCCUAUUCUUGUAUGUCACUUUUUUUCAGUCUUCUAGUUUGGUGCC